AUGUCAGCAGCCAGCAGUGACCAGCUGCACAGAUCAACUUUAACUGUCUAUACGAACCUGAUGGAGCACUUCAAUCCAGGCCUCCAGAGGCUUGUUGCUCUAGGAAACAGCUAUGUCAAAGCUUUCCAAGCAUUAGCUGUUUGCAGUGAGGCCUACUUCAGCGCUGUGGCUAAGAUGGGUGACCAGGCUCUUCACACGUUUUCAUCUCGCUCUCUUGGAGAUGUUCUGAUCCAGAUAUCAGACACACAGAGGAGACUCACUGCGGAGAUGGAGGGAGUGUUUCGAUGGUUCCAGAUAGAGGUGCUGCAAGCCAUGGAGAAGAAUGUGAAGUUGGAUGAGGAAUACAUUGAUGGUAGUCGCAGAGUGUAUGAGCUGGAGGUGAGGAAUCAGGCAGAGGCUUUGGAGAAACAGCUCAGACGAGGAGCCUACAGAGACUCUCUGGAGAACAGUGAGUACAUGCUGUACCUGAGGCAGAGCCAGCAGGAGAUCCUCAAGGAGGAGGAGAGGAGAUAUCGCUUCUUGGCAGAGAAACACUGUGGCCUCACUCAGUCACUACUUUUCCUAAUAAACAAGACCGGUGCAUCUCUUCAGCAAAAGGCAGAUGGAUGGAAGGAGAAAGUGAAUGAGACCAGAGGGUCCAGGCCUCGGACUCCGACCCAUUUGGACCAAGAGGCACAGUUGCGAGGUUCAGUGAGCUCCCUGCUGCAAACAGUGGCCAGAGAUGAAGACAUGUCCUGGGCCAGGAGGGAGCAACAGGCGCUGGGCAGAGUGCCCUCUAGAGCACCGUCUCCCCUCCCGAGCCGCUCUCGUUCCAGCUCAGUGGGGGAAUCUUUGGGUCUGGGAGGAGGGAGAGCCAUGAGAGCCCUGGUGUCUCACCCCUCCUCAUCCAACCCAAAGCUUCUACCUUUCAACAGGGGAGAGACCAUCACCGUACUGGUCCAGGAACCACGCAAUGGCUGGCUGUACGGACGUACUGACAGCAGCCUGCGUCAGGGCUGGUUUCCUGCUGCUUAUGUGGCACCUAUUGAAGAUUUCUCCAACACUUUAGCGACAAGUGGUGGUGCUCUAAGAAGCCACAGCAUGAACAAUCUGCUGGAUCCCACUGACACCUACGCUGACCAAUCGGAGAGCAAGAGCUAUGGAGAUGUCCCGCCUCCGGCUACGCCCAACCGUAGGGCCUCUGUAGACGUCCGGGCUGCCUCUCCGCUCCCUGAGAAGAAGGCAGAAGUAGUGACCGAGAUAAAGCUUGGUCAAACGAAGAGCUACAAUGAACACACGCCUCCGCCUCCUCCACCACCGCCUCCUCCUCCGCCCAGUCAGAGUCUUAGAAGGGGCUCUGUAGAUUUUCGACCAGUCUCUCCCCUCCCUGACAGGAAGAACGAAUCAGCUUCUGAUGUCCAGGCAUUAUCACCUCAUGGGCCACCUGAAAACCCUCUGUUUCCCAGAGGUACAAACCCAUUCGCCACUGUAAAGCUUCGCCCCACGACGACCAAUGACAGAUCUGCUCCUCAGAUCCACUGAUCCAUCAGCACUCAUGCAGGGGAGGGUUU
Messenger RNA from Toxotes jaculatrix (banded archerfish), 1550 nucleotides. RefSeq names its product BAR/IMD domain containing adaptor protein 2 like 2b (gene baiap2l2b). Gene Ontology annotation, biological process: actin crosslink formation; plasma membrane organization; positive regulation of actin filament polymerization. Gene Ontology annotation, molecular function: protein binding. The coding region runs from base 1 to 1521 and encodes 506 amino acids. The transcript has 14 exons. Gene Ontology annotation, cellular component: cytosol; nucleoplasm. NCBI's taxonomy places the organism in Eukaryota, Metazoa, Chordata, Actinopteri, Toxotidae. The record is from RefSeq and is a predicted model, not a curated record.